This is a messenger RNA of Paramecium pentaurelia, 3688 nucleotides long. Lineage: Eukaryota; Ciliophora; Oligohymenophorea; Peniculida; Parameciidae. The record is from the annotation of a GenBank genome assembly.
AUGAAUUAAAAUUUUUUCGACAAUGCUAACCAAAAAUAAGUAUUUGUAUUAUAUUUAUCAAUUUUAGCAACUUUAUAAAGCAUUAUCAAAAUACAAUGGUCCUACUACAUCAACUCCAAGUAUAUUGUCAGAAUAUUUAUCAUCUGCAAAAACAUAAACAUCACAUAAUAAAAACAACUCUAAUAAAGUGAAGCCAUUACUAAGUCCAUAAAAUAUUACUAAACCUAUCUAAAAUGAUUCAUUAAGAAUUAAAACUUCGACUCUUCACUUUCCUUAAAAACAACCGGUUUCCCAUCAUAUCAAAAGUCUUUCCUCAGAUAUUAAAUUGCAACCACAACCUCCUAUGAGAAGAAGAGGAAGAUAAGAAAGAAUGAUAUUUUAAUCAGAUUCAUAACAAGCUCCAUUCUUAAUUAUAUAAAAUAAAGUAAGAGAUUCAAGAAGAUUUGAUACUUUAAGAAAGAGUACCUUACCUUCAUUGCAAUUAGAAUCAUAAAAAAGUAUCCAAAAUACAACUCCUAGAAUAACAGAUAUCCCUUUAGUACCUAUUUAAUAAGUAACAGAAAUUUAAGAUUCAAAAAGCCAACUUUAUUAAGAAGCAGAUAAAAUAUAUAUGGAUUAAGUAAAUAAUUUAGAUGAUAAUCAAUUUUUAAAUGAAGACAAAAAAGCAUCUGAUCUUUUCAAUAUUUUAAAACGAAAGUAUAGUAUUACUGAGGCAAAUGAUAUAAAUGACCCAUAAAUACUAAAUGAAAAUCAAGAAGAUAUCAUUUAAACUGAAAAAGAGGUUAAUAUAGAUGAUGAUGAAAUUUAAUCAUCAAAAGCAAUGAAAAAACUAAGUGUUAAGAUGAAAUUUAAGAAUGCUGUUUCCCAAUAAGUUUAGAAUAUGUUUAAAAAUAGAGAAGUAAUAUUUUUAUUAAAAAUAGUUAAAAUCAUUAUUUACAGUCAUUAUUUCACCUGAAUUUAGUUCAAAACAUGAAGAGGAAAGGUAAAAAAUUAGUGAUUAAUAUGAAUAAGGUAAUUUUAUUUUAGCUAAAAAUUUGAAAACAAUCAACAAAGAUAAUAUUGAAUCAAGAUAAACUAUGAAAUGCAUCAAAGAUAAAUAUAAUAUUAGACAUAAUCAUAAAAUAAACACUAUUAUUUAAAAUCAAUUAUAAAAAUUAAAUACAACAAAUAAAGCUUUUUAAAGAAAAAUAUCAAUGAUUAAGGGUACUUAAUGGACAACUAAAGAAUGUGAUUAACCAUAAUAAUAAUAAUUCUCCUUAUUGAACAAAUUUAAAAAAUAAUCUGUAAACUCAAAUCAUAUUGGUUAAGGACAAGCAUUAUAAAAUAAUUUUGAUUAAAUUUUACCCAAUUUAAUGGAUGAUGCUAAUAAAAUAACUAUUACUAUUACUAAUACUAUAUUGUAAAAUACAAUUUUGGAAUUUAAUAAACCUAAAUUUGUUGUUCAUAUGGAAACUAUUAUAGAUGAAUAAGUAAUUCAACCUAUUUCACCACCUAGAAAAGCUAUCUAACAUUCCUCUUCAUUACAUUCAUCUUUUAAAUUUCAAAAAAUAUAAAAUUCAGCUUCUUAAUCUGUUAUUAUUAAUAAAGAUCAUAUUUCAAAUCAUAAUGUAUAUAAUAGCAUUUUAAAUACAAAUACUAUUGAAGAUAAUAGUAAUUUAGAUUUUAAUUAAGAAUAUUCUAAAGUAAGAAUAUUAAAUUUAUAAUUAGUCAAAUUUAUAUGUGAGACUCUAUUAUCAAAAUAGAUUACAUAAAAUACCAUAAAAGAUAUCUUAUACUUAGCACAAUUUAAAAGAGAUUGAAGAUAUAUUUUAUUAAUAUAUCUCAAUGAUAACUGGUUCUUAAAUGUAAAUCUUGUUUUUAGGAUUAGUUCUUUUUAAACAAGCCAGCAGCAUUUUACAAAAUAAGUUAAAAGCAUUGAAAAAUCAAAUUUAGUUUAAGAAUCACAAAUAUUUUUUGAGAAAUAUGAUAUUCCUUAGAUAAGAAAGUAGUUCUCAUUUGAUUUUGAAAAUUCAAUUAGUUUAAUAUCUAGUUAAUCAGAUUAGAGUAAUUCAUUUGAUCAAAUUUUAGAAGAACCAAAUAAUAGUAAUUGAUUUUAUAAAACUAGAUUAGGACUUUAAGUUGAUGAAAGACAUGAAAGUAAAAUGAAAAACAUAAUACAAUCAAUGAAAAAUUUAAGUGAUGAUUCUGAAUCAUAAAUCUUUGUUGAAGAUGUUGUUAACAAUCAAAAAUGUAAAUUUAAAAUAUUUAAAAUUUAGAAAUUUCAACUGGAUUAUUAAAUACAAUUAAAAAAGUGAAAAAUAAAUUUCAUUUUCCUUUAAAUAUAUAAGUCAUAAUGAGUGUCUUAGAUUAAAGUACAAAAAAUGAUUUAUUAACAUUUUAAAUGAUGGAAUAAUCUGAAGAACAAAUUCAAUAACUUAUUCAUGGAGAUUGUGAUACUAAUGCAUUAACUAAUUUAGACUCAUUUUAUUAAUAAUAAGAUCUAAGAAAUAUGAUAUUGAAUGGAAUUGAAAUAAGAUAUGAAAAUAUACUCAUUGGAAGAUAUUAAGGUUAAUAAAGAAUGAUUGAUCCAGAACAUUCUGAUCUUGUUUAAUCAACUAUUCUUGAAGCCCCAUAAUAACAUAUUUCUUCAUCUUAACAAUCUCAAUAAUCUCAAUAAUCUUCAGAAUACUAAUAGCUUCAAAAAUAAAAAUUAAUCAGUCUCAAAUAAUAAGGAAGAAGUAGAAAUUUAUAAAGAGAUAGUUUAACUGUCAUUAUAAAACCUAAACUCAAUUCCAAACAUACUGUCAAUUCACCUGAUGUAACUAAUGUUCAUAGUAAACCAACAUCAUAAUAUACAAAUCAAUUAACUUAUAAUAUCUUUACUCAGGCUUCAACAUAAUAUCUUACCAAGCCUACUAAUCAAUCAUAAUAAUCUGUCAAAGUUUCAAGUGUUUAAAACUUAGAAGAAAAUUUAUCAUAAUUAGAAAUGAGUCCAUAAUCAUCCUUAAAAUCUAUCAAAUCUAAAUCAGCUAUAGAUUCCUCAAAUAUUAUAUCUUAAACAAAUCCUCCUAAAAUUAAAAAAAGUUAAAAAAUUAAAGAUUUAGUCAAAGUUGCUAAAGAAAAAUUGAGCCAUCCUCAUCCUCUUGAGCAUAUUGAACUUAAGGAUGAAAUAAUUACAUCAAAAAAAUAAUAAUUAUAUAAUGUAUCAUUACUUUAAUAACCAAUUCUAGAAAAUAAAGUAUAUCAUAUUAAUUAAUAUUAGACUUUGAGUAUGUUUUCAUAUUCUUUAAGAAUGAGAAAUCAAGCUCUUGGCCAUAAUCGAAGAUAAAACCUCGAUCAAUUUAAAAUAUUAGAAUAACUUAUUUAUGAUAAUGAUUUUUAAGAAGUAAUUUUAGAAUUAGAAAUAGUUUUUUGAACAUUUGUAAUAGGUCCCAUAAAUGUAUAUAGACCGAAGAUUAUAGAACAAUGAUACUUUAUUGAUUUUGGCUUCCAAAAGUGGAUGUAAAGAUAUGGUUAAAGAACUCAUUAAGAAGGGAGCAGAUAUUAACAUUUAAAAUGUAUUUUUUUACUUAAGCAGGAUGAUGGAAAUACGGCUGUCCAUCUAGCUCUUUCGUAUGGCCACUAUAAAAUUGCAGACAUACUCAUUAGAGCCGGAGCCAACACUAAUAUUCUAAAUAAUAUUGGUAAAAAUGCUUGGAGUAUAUUAUGA